Messenger RNA from Pomacea canaliculata, 11236 nucleotides. RefSeq lists its product as uncharacterized. Lineage: Eukaryota; Metazoa; Mollusca; Gastropoda; Architaenioglossa; Ampullariidae. The coding region runs from base 1340 to 5002 and encodes 1220 amino acids. Gene Ontology annotation, biological process: protein modification process. The transcript is spliced from 16 exons. The record is from RefSeq and is a predicted model, not a curated record.
CGAAAACAAAGGUAGUACGGGCAGCCAUUUUAUACUUGCGCAAUCAGUUCCGUGUUUUGUUGUCUUUGCCAUGCUGACUGACAACAAGCACAUGAUGUAUAAAAGGAAAAUAAAAGCUCGCUGUUCUAAACCCGAGAAAGAACGUCCGGAUUAGGGGAAAAGAAACUAAAAACAAAAAGCUUUGAAGUGCCAUGGAAUGCGUAGGAGGCCUACUAUUUUGGGCAACACCAACCCAGCAGACGGCCAACGAAUUUAUGAAGCAGUGCUUGACCCCCCAUAACUACUGUCAGAUGUACCUUUUGAAGAGUCAAGAGCAGCUGCAAGGCGACACCGCGCAUGGGACCUGGAUAUAACUACGGCCAUACGUAGCACACGGCAGAUAGGACAUUAUGUAGGCAAUACUGAGCCAGUGUGCCGAGCGCCACUGUGUGUGUGUUGCACGCCCGGUCGCUGUGGUUGAAGUGGUAGUGGAGGUGUGGACCAAGGCCCACCUACCGGUUAGUGGACGGCAACCCGUUGGCGGCGCGGGAGAACGGGGGACUUACCUGCAGUUUCUCGAUCAUCUGGAUGUUGACCCGAGUGCGACUAGCGACCGACGGUUCGUUUCGAGAAAAGGUGGAGGAAAAAAAAAGUGGUGGGGGAGACAGCGAGAACGGGCAGGUGUGGGUUUGUUCAUCAUUGUACAGUCGGAUACAGUCGUGUGUACUCUUUUGUCACAUUGGCAUGCCCCUACUUAAAGGUAGCGAGAGAGAUAAAAAAAAAAAAAACCCGGCUCGCAAUCGCUCUGCUUUGUCAUCUCGGGGCGCUCGCCACGCUGAUACCUUCAGCAAGCGGUGUGUCAAUACGACUGGUGUGGGCCACGCCACAGCGCAGGGCACACACACACAGGCUCGCAAAGAGACCUGCCCCUCCAACCUCCCCCACACGCUUGGUGUGUGGAGUCGCUCGAUUGGAGUGGCAAGGUCCGGGCCACUUUACGGCAGGAUUUGAAACCGAUCCGUGGAUGACUUCAGGAGUGUCUUUCGUGCUCACAAGACUGGAGGGACAGCAGGAGAAGAAAGACAAGUGGGUUUGACCGACCGGCGAGAGUGUGGUGCUAGUUCGUACGGCACAAGCCACCAGUUGUUCCAAGAGGUCCCGUCUUUUUACUGACUUCGGUUGGAGGCAAGAGUUGGCAGCCCCGGCAGCGCGCGGAUAAAACAUAUUGUUGGUUCCUUGCGGUGCAGGGAACGGUCUGCGGGGCUCUGUUUUCGCUGGAGACUUUUUCGAGGAUGAAAUUAAAGAGUCCCGUCGCCUGCUGCUCAAGCAGCACAAGGAGCAGGCUUGCAAUCCCCGACGCAUGGAGACCCUGCGGACCAAGUUCAUUGAUCAGGCCAAGAGCUACUUCGGUGUACCCUACGCUCGCAAAUACUGGAGCAAAGACUCGCCGGAGUACAACUCGCCCAAGUUCUUGGACUGCUGCGGGCUGAUACGCCAGGUGAUGUGGGAUCUGGAGGCAGACUUCGGCUUCCGCAUCGGCCCGUGGAACCAGGCCUACAUGUACGACACCCUGCCGAUCAGUCGCGACAUCAGCCAGAUGCGGCCUGGCGACCUGGUGUUCAUGUCUGGCGUCUACACCAACAAGAAAAGCAGGAGGCAGCGCCACAACAUGACGCACGUGGAGAUCUGGCUAGGCGAGGGCGAGAAGACCAUCGGAGCGCGAUGGAACAACGGGAAGGUGCAGGUCUUCGACAGCUACAAGUUCUCUCCCAAGAGCUUCACCAACGAACAGUACUACUUUCGUUCUAUAGACACCUGGCUCAGGGGCAUCUGCAAAAGCUUCUGCGGGCAACACAAAUGGGGCCGCAGCUCAUACACCCUCGGCAAGAAGUCCAUUUUCUUCACGGAGCAGAACUUACCUCUGCAGGCCGAGAAAGCUGGUGACGAUGAUGACGACGACAGUGAUGACGAAAGCCAGAGCACGAAACAGGACACGGCGACAGCAGCGACACAAGCAGCGGCGAGGGACAACCGGGACGACGAAAAGAGUGUGAGCAGCAACAGCACGAAAUCCGACUCCCCCGAGUUUUGCGACAAGGAAGAUGACGACACUCAGCAACAGGCGAACAGCGAGAAGAAACGAAAGAAGAAGAGAAGGAGAAAGUGCCGAAAGGUGUCCAAGAAAGUAGUCCUGCCCCGCGCCACCAAGAAGGCGUUGCUGGUCUUGGAAGAGCACAUUGACAACAUAUUAGCCAAGAGAGAGGUCUCUGGCAGUGCCUCGUCGCCAUCUCAGCCCCCGCUGAAGGCCACGCCCAGGACUCGCUCGGUUUCCGUGCGGCGCCCCGUGACCUCUGUCCAAGAAGACGCCGGCACGGCUUGGGCAAGCCAGUCCUCGAGGGUUGGCAAAUCUUCGUCAAAAAUCGAGAUCAGACCCAGAGUUUGGUUCCCGUUGGUAGGUAGCAGUAAUUCUCAACAGGCACAGUACAUUCCAUCCAAGAUGCCUCAGAGAGAGAGCGGCCCUCUGACAGUAGGAAAGACAGUGCCUGUGGAUCCAAUAGAACUAGAACAAAGCUUCUGGUUACCAGUCGGUCGCGUGAAUCCCAUGGAUCGAGGAGCUAUAACAGACCGGAUGACCGUUGCAGGGGGAAUGCUGGCGGUCAUCGGAAGUGGCCGGGCUCACAGCCUCAAGAAGAACAGGUCUUGCAGUGAUCUGGUUACCGUAGACUGCCAGCCUAGGAAAAUCAAGGAAGACGGGAGUCAGGCCUCGCUGCCGGAAACUCUGAAAGACAUCUGCUCGCCCCGUCUAACUUUCCGUCCAGAGUUGUCCAGUCCGGAGCGAGACGACAGCUGGGUCGAGACGCCGUCUACUGCAGCAGGAUACAGCUCCGACGAAGAAGACAGCGAAGACAAUGACAGAACGUCCUUGGCGUGCAACAGCGACUGCUGCGCUUCCUCUUCGGAGAACCUUGAUCUCGACCUCGAUGACAUCUGGGACGGAAACGAUGAAGAUGAAGAUAAGGAUUCCCCGAGGUGGCCAUCGGAUGAGACAUAUGGAGCCCUGGCCUGUAGACCUCGCUGGCGGCCGUUAGAAUCUCUCUCCGACUCUGAGCAGUCCUUCCAAAUCAGCUCCAGAAGCUGGGUGACCCAGGCUGAGUCCAGGUCACUCAUGGACGACGACGACAACAGUUUGCCUGGGUGCAACGAGAAGACAGCGAUUGGAGACGAUCUCCACAACUUCUUCCUGCAGGCAGUAGGGAAAGACCAGCAGCUGCCACUGAGAGGAGCAGCGCCAGUCUGCACCAUCGCCACCGAUGAGCCUCAAGAUGGUGACUGCAAGACGACAGGAGGAGCCGAUGGACAAAGUGCUUCCGGGGCCAGCGGAGAUCCCCCGGACUCGGAGCAGGCAGCGGGGGACGAGGCGGGAGGAGAAGCUGGCGGCGAUGGCGGUGGCAGGGGGUCCGGACGGAGGGGCGACAAAAAGACUCCGGGAGGGCGUCAGGCGAAGCUGCCACUCUGCACUCUCCCUAGUAACAUGACGCCUACAUUCUACAUCAGUGGCGGAAAUGGCACAGCUUUGGUGGAGGCUCCGCUGCUGGCUAUGGGCUGGAAGAGAACGCAGGACAAGAACGACGACCGGUUUCGCCUCAAAUGGGUGGAAUGCAAGAGCAAGAUCAACUACACCAUCUUCAAAGAAGGUGAGCAGCUAGUCAACCAUAUCCCAAACUGCAAACUUCUGACCAACAAGCUGGGCCUUCUAUGCAGUCUUCAGGAAUAUGAGAGGGUAACCCUCUCAACCAAAGGAAGACCACCUCGCCUCAAAAUGAGUGAAUUUGUUCCAGAAACCUAUAAGGUGGAUGAGCGCAAUGACCGUAUUGCAUUUUUAGAAAAUUACAAAGAUGGAGAGAUAUGGAUCUGCAAACCCGUUGGCAUGAACCAAGGAAAGGGGAUCUUUCUGCUUCGAAGUAAAGAGGAAAUUGAUAAUCUUCUUGCUGAGCGAGAUGCCAAGAAAGAUUCCAUGAAGCUAUCCUCAAAGCCACCCAUGGUGAGAAUUGUACAACGGUACAUUACUAAUCCUCUCCUCCUGGACGGUCGCAAGUUUGACAUACGUGCUUACAUGCUCAUUGCUAGCACUGUACCAUAUCUGGUGCUUUUCCAUCAUGGCUACAUCCGCCUGUCAUGUCAGAAGUAUGAUGGCAAUGAUACCAACCUGACCACACAUCUCACCAACCAGUAUGUGCAAAAAAAGGACCCCACAUAUAAAGAUGUAAAGGAAGACACUGCGUGGAACAUGGACAAGUUCAAUGAAUACAUAAACUCCCAUUACUCUGCACAAAUGGGAAUUGAAGAAAACUGGACCUUUAAUACCCUGACUAAACAAAUGCAGAAAAUCACUCUACACAUAUUUAACAGUGUGAAGCAUAAACUGCAGUGUAAGAUGGGCUACUUUGACCUCUAUGGCCUGGACUUCAUGAUUGACACCAGUAUGAAGGUGUGGCUUAUUGAGGUUAACGUAAACCCGGCCCUCAAUAUCAAUUGUGAAGCUUUGAAGCAAGUCAUCCCAGGUGUUGUAGAGGAGACACUGCACCUGGCUAUUGAGUGCUUUGACAAGAGUCGAAAGAACCAGCCAUUGUUACCUUUACAGUCUUUGAAGGGAUUUAGCAUUUUGCACUGUGGGACACAAGGAAACACUGUACCACGUCAAACUCGUAGCGUAUCUCCAGCUAAAGGGGACUAUGAAAGAACACGUCCUUUCCAAACUGCUCAUGCACGCAAUUACUCUCCUCCACGAAGUUUGCCUCGCAUGAGUCUAACCACAACACAGGUGUCCCCUUACCUGGCACCUAUUAUCCCAUGUCCCACAGUCCGUAGGAUGCCAACAUCUCUGUUCCCCGUCAUCUCCCAGAGCACCACCAGCCCCAACAGUGUUGCCAGCAACAACGGAGACGAUGUUCGUUUGAAAAUGACUCAUGUCAAUUCCUCAUCCCUGCGAAAAAGCAAGGAGAAGGCAGACCGAGGAAACUGAUGGAUAAAUUACUUUUUAUGUUGGUUAUUUUAUUUGUUGGAGGUGGUGAAGGCUGGGUGAGAGGUGAACUUUUUUUAUGUAUUGGGGAAUAGAUUUAGGUACAAAAGCUUUUGGCCUCUAAUCCUAAACACUAUUUUGAAUAAGAAUGCUAAGAAGACCUGGGGAUUAAUUAGAAGGGGCACCUUAGCAUUUUCCAAGUACCCUUUGCAAGUUUCCAACCAUUCUGUGGUGAAAUAAUUCCUGCUGAUCUACUUUGACCUUCAAUAUUUUGUCAACCUACAAAUAUUAACUUCUAUGUUCUAAGCUGCUACUGUGUUUAUACUGUUUAAAACUCUGUGAUUUGCUAUUUAUUUCUACAUGCAUAGGAUUGCAAUAAAACUCUUUAAAAAUCCGCUGUUAUGUUGGUAUAUCAUUAACACAAGUCCACUGAAAUUAGCUUUGGAUAUCUAAAAAAGGCAACCCUUACACCAACUCCCCACCUGUGCUCAGAAAUGUCAUCAAUAAUAUAAAGAAAUAUUUUCAACUAAAUCAUGUGCAGAAUUUGCAAGAUGAGAAGGAUUCUAUUGUACAUCCUUUCAUUACAAUCAUUGGUUGUUUUUUUUCUUUCUGAGGAAUAUAAGUUUCCUUGUAUUUUUCUUACCAGCUGUUGCAGCAGUCACUCUAUUGUUUUUGAUACUUUAUUUAAUUUUUAGGCAAGUAUGUUCUAAGCAAAUCUGUGCUUAGGAGAUGUGUAUUUCAUUGGUAUAUACAAUUCGCAGAAGAACAUCAAGGAUCUAUGUCAAGAGAUUUUGAAAUAUUCUCAGGAUUUUUAUUUAUUUUUGGCCUAAUAGCUGUUAAAUGCUAUUGAUAAAAAUCAAGUGUAGGACCUAGUGCUUCCUACUUCAUGUGUUAAUUUUGGGAGUUGUGACUUAAGUAACAUGUUUAUGGAACUGUCAUGGUGUACGUGUCAAUUGAUGAGAUAGCAAAUUAGGAUGUAAUAGCAGCAUUGUCAAGAACGUUACAUGACUUUUCUAGCUUGCAGUAAGCAGAAAAAUAUCACAGAAUGAUUCAUAAUGAUUCAGCAGUUACGGGCAACAUUAUCAAAAUCCAUGCAUAAGGCAAACGCAGCACUGUCUGAUUUUCCCUUUCAGUGCUUGCCAUCAUCUACCUUCACCAUUUAUCUUGACAGAUGUUCAUUUCAUUUGUGUUUCUGACUUUCAUGCAGUUUUUUUAAUUUUCUAAUUUCCUUUUUAUUUCUUCUGGAAAUGUCCCUAAACAAUCAUCCAAUUUUGAAUGCAUUGUGCAUUGGCUUGCAUUAUGUUUUGAAUGCUUUGUAAAUUGUUUAGCACAAUGCUGAGAUUGCAUUUUGUAUUUGUAUUUUCAUCUCUUAACCUGUGAUCUUGCACCUCUUCCCUCCACUCCUCCUCUGAUUCAUCUGUAGAAUUCCAGCAGUCUGUAGACAGCAGCUCAUACAUAAUAAGCACUAUGUAUCUGUUAAUUAAAAUUUUGUUUAUAUGUACAGAAUAUUACAAAGAGAUUGCUGUGAACUUCAAAGUCAAUGCAUAAUUUUUGAAAGAUAUUGAGAGAUUGUAUUUUUGCAUUCAUUAGAAGUGCUUGUUAAGUACGAAUGACAAUAUGGUCACAUAUAUUUUAUCUCGUGCAUGUUUUUUCUUACUACAGCUUUUAAAAUGUAGUUUUGUUUUAUCACAUCUGUGAAUUUUUUUUAAUUAAAAUACUGCAAUCUUUUCACGCCUUCAGCAUCAGGUGAGCUGCCAAGAGUUACUGCUGCUGAUAUAAAGAAAACAGCAGGAGCAAGUAAUUUGCCGAAGAACGUGCUGACAAUGCCAGAGUCACCUGACUCCAAUCUGAUAACAGGAAGUCAAACGCACAUUUGUCAGCAAAAGGAAUUGUCAGAAAAGUCACCACCCCUACUUCCACACAGCUCUCUGCAAAUAGAGCUUCCAGCAGGCGUCCAGCAGGACUCUUCACCAGAAAACAUACCUACCAAAAUACAGGAAGAUUUACAACAGGACUCUCCAGAAAACAUACUCACCAAAGUACAGCAUGAUUCACAACAGAAAAUGGUUCUUCCUGCUAUCCAGUGUGACUCACAACAAAAGGAAGAACUUGCUGAAAUACAACAUGAUUCACUACAGAAGAGAGUGUUAUGUGAAAUCCAGUUUGAAUAUCAGGAAAGGUGCUCAAUGACAGACAUACAUGAUUCAGAGCCAAUGAACUUGCUUUCUGGCAUAUUGUGUGAAUUACAGCAGAAGGAAAUGCUGUCUGGCAUACAACAUGAUUUACAGCAGAAAGAAACACUGUCUGGCAUAGAACAUGAUUUACAGCAGAAAGAAACACUGUCUGGCAUAGAACAUGAUUUACAGCAAAAGAAAGUGCUGCCUGACAGAGUGCAAUGCUAUGACCCUCAGCUAAAGAAUUUGCCAAGAAAUAUGAAUGCCCGUAGCUGUUGCCAGUGUUUCUAAUGUGGCCAGCAUUUAGUUUGAACUCUUCAUGUAUGCAACAAAAGUAGGCGUUAUAACAAUGAGGCGUGUUUCCACUGACCCUGUGUUACCUUUAUGUGAUUCCUAUUUUAACAGCUCUGAAUAUUGAUGGCCAAAGUUUAGAACAUAGUAAUUUGUUUGUGAUGUGCACUGCUUAGUAUCUGUGGCAAUGUUAAUGUACAUUAUAGGUGUAAUCAACUUAUGUUCCCUGUAUAAAUGGGUGGUGUUUAAUAUAAAUUCUUGAGUUCAGAGAAAAGCAGUGUAGCAGAGCUAAAUCAGAGUGUACUUCGCAUAGAUAUAUUUUCUUUGCGUUGAUGCAUCAUUUGCUAGUGUUGCUGUCACAUCUUGAACUACUUUUUGAUGAGACUUUGCUUGCUAUGAAUGGUAUCUGGUCAAUUUUUUAAAAAAAAAUCAGUAUUUGUAUUGUUUCUGAUCUUUUUUUCCACAACAAUAGAAUUCUAAAGCUUUACAGUUGCAGAAGAGCAGCAUUCACAUGUAUGUGAUAAUAGUAAUCUAACAGUGUCAUUUUGCCUUGGGUUUCACUUUUUUCAGCAUUUUAAAAUCAAUUUUUGCAUUAUUGUGUCAUCAGAAUAUGAUUUUAAUACCUUUCUGGGGAAAGUUAAGAUCCAAGCUGCAGACAUAUUUCAUAACUUAGCAAUUUGAAGGCUGUGAUUAAAAUAUUAUAUGGAAUGAAAUGAUUAUUAACAUAAAGAUUAUUUUGUGAAUGUAUUAGUACGACUGUAACGUUUUUUUUAACAUUUUAUGUGGACUUUUAAUUUUAAAAUGAUUGAAGUCCCUACAACACAUUCCUGUAGAUAUACUGCUGAUGAGAAUUUAUAAACUUGUUUUGUUUAUCAUUUUGAUAUAUUUACCUUUCCCAAAUUUAUUUUACAUUUUCAAGAUAUCUAACCUACAAAUAACAGGAAUGAAUAUGAACAUAAAAGUCCAUGAAUAUGAGUCCCAAUUACUUCUGCAAAGCAUUUUACAGGCAGCUUCUUUUCAGCCAUAGUAUUAUAAAAGUAUUGUGUUAUUUGGGACAAUCAUCAUUGUAGUCCUACUGUUGAAGUUGUCUUUGAUACCGCCAUUUUAACAAUCCAAUAUUCCAAACUGGAUGGCAUAUACAUGUAUCUAACAAACAAUUGAUGAUCAUUUUAUUGUAGAGUCAUAGAAUGAACGGAAUGUAUACUUGGACCUCAGGUAAGCCUGAAGUAACACCGUCAUGAUUCUUACUCCCCCUACUCCCAACCUGAAAACACAUUACAACAAAUUAUUAUAUCUUGAAAUCCAUAACUGUGGUGUGAAUAACAAGAAAGAUUUAUGGCCUCUUUCUUUAUGGCUCCUGUAAUUUAAACUGGAAUGAGGCUUCAACUUAAUGGAGGACAUACGCAAAAUAUUAGGACAAAUGGCUGUGAACAUGAAGCUUUUUUCUUGUCUGACAGUGAACUGUUGCAGUGUUAACUGUAAGACAAAAAGGGGCUUGUCUUACGUAUGAGUGUGAAGAUCCACCUUAACAAGAGCAGUUGCUCUUUUACUUAAAAACCUGUGGCUUUGGGCGGUGGUUUUUCCACUGAUAAACAUCCUUUUAUGAACAAGAGAAAUUUGUAAUAGUAUACACAUUUUCAGUUAAAAGACUGUACUGAAUGAGAUCCAUGUGAUAUUUCUGUUUUUUCCUGUGGAGGUUGAAUUUCAUCUUACCCCUACUGCACAAACCUUCAGUUUUCAUCGUGACAUAUAUUCACACUCUACUGAUGGUUAAGUUAAAUGCUAUGGUAUCUUUUUAUAGUUCUGUCCACAAUUAAGUGAAUAAAUGUUUUGCAUAAAGAAUACUGUAGAUUUUAAAAAACAGACGUAAAAGGAGUCAAGACAGAAUUUUUUCCAAGUAUUUAAGCAGGAGUGUGUGAUGGUUGUCAGCUGCAGUACCCAAGGAUUCAGCACUUGGCUACAGCUGUUAGUGCAUUCGAGCAGAAGUAGAACUACAGUGUCCUUACUGAAAUGGCUUUUACUGCAGAAUAUAUUGGAUAUCUUUAGUUUUAAAAGAAAUCUAUAGGCUAUUGUCAAAGUACAGAGAACUGGAGUCAGAUUAUAUGCAUUGCAUCAUUUAAGUUUUAAGUCCUUACUCCUUUGACAUUGCUGUGGCUAACAAAUGGGUUGCCUGGGAUGGUCUGAAAAAUGAGGCUCUAUUUUGGUUUGAUGUAAAUGUCAUUGUGUGCCCACAUAGAGAAGGAUGAGUGAUCGGCGUUUGUGAAAGUAUUGCACUGUAUCAUUGUAUUUAUUUCAUCUUGAACGCAUCACCUCGUUCUCUCAUUUGUGCACAUUGAUUGGAAUGAAUGACUGAAAAUAUGAAAUGGUGCUACAAGUUUCUUGAAUGCAUGUAGUAAAUAACACGUGUACUUAUUAAGUAUUACAUCCAUGUUUGUGGCGACAGCCAUGUGGUGUUUGUGUGUACUUCAACAAUAAACAGUAUUGCAACUAUUUAGAAGUCUCCAUGUUCGACACAUCCUCAUGCUCAUGGUCUGACGGUGAGGGGUAUUUGUUUUGCAUCCUAUUUUCUUAUUUAUGUUUCUAUGCAGGGGCUACAGCUAUAAACCAUAGAUGUUUGCCUCACCUUCACUCGAUAUCUACACCUCUAAUAAGCACGCUGCAGCCUUGGGUGUGGGCCACAUGAAAGACUGGCACCUCUAGAUUAUCCGUAGGCCUAUUAGGUCUGUGCAUAUUUCCAAUUACAGAAAUGUAAAAAAUACUUCUGACCGGUAACUCUGGGGUGAUGUUACCUCUGCUUCUUUAGUCCCAAGCAGGCACACACAUAUUCACAUGCAUGUACGCAUUCAUACCGUCAACUUUUUUUUCAGAAAAUACUCUGAUCAUUCUCCAACAAGUUUUUUUUUCAAUCACCAAGUAAUUGUCACAGAAAAAGUGAUGAAAAUGAUUAUUUUUUGUUUCUGCCACCAAUUGACUUGAUGCCAUUAACUCAACAGUCAGUCACUGAUUUGUUGUUACACCCUACUAGGUGUGCCCUAAUUUUAUAUAGUGGUACACAUGAGACAAUAUUUGACUAAACUAGCAUGCAAGUUGAACUGCAAUGUCAAAAGCCAAUAUUUUGAGUAUGAUAAAGGCUGUAUAAUUAUUCCUUUUGGUAUUUUGUGAUAGUUUUGAAAAAAUAUUAUCCUCAGAAAUGUGCUAGCAAGCCCUCAUUUUCAGGAACUGAGAAAGUUAAAAAUACGUGUUCAGAGCACAGCCAUUGCUUACCUCAACCUGCAGAUAUGAACAUUUUUAAAACUUCAUGCAAAAUAGGUUAAUCAUCAUGAUCUAUGGCACUUCUCCCUUUUGCAAAUUACAUCAAAUUGGUUACAGAAAACCAUAAGAUUGAUAAGACUCUUAAGCCAUAUGCACUUGAUAUAUUAAGAUGGGGAACAAAAACCAGUCAAAAUGUGUCUUAUGUAAAUGAUUCCUGCCUCACCAUUUUGGGCCUUCUUCUACAGGCAGCCUUUGAUGAGGAGCAAAGAAGUUUUUAUGCUGCUUAUUAUUAAUCCACACUGAAUGAACUGUGCCAGUAUCUGUUUUAGAAUAGUUGGGUCUCAAAAGGUAAUUGUUUCAGGAAAAUGUGGCUGGAGGCAAGACAGUAUUUUUUUCCAGUAUAAUGUAUUUUUCAACAGUCAUUUGUUGCCUUUGCUUCUUAAAAAAAUGAUCAAACAUGAAGCCAUUUGGAUAUUUUUGUGAUAAAUGUUAAUAAAUAUUUUAAUAUGGCCACAAAACA